This is a messenger RNA of Bubalus bubalis (water buffalo), 3449 nucleotides long. It is a transcript of the gene VILL, whose product is annotated as villin like. Gene Ontology annotation, biological process: actin polymerization or depolymerization; actin filament severing; cytoskeleton organization. Lineage: Eukaryota; Metazoa; Chordata; Mammalia; Artiodactyla; Bovidae. Bases 695 to 3295 code for a protein of 866 amino acids. The record is from RefSeq and is a predicted model, not a curated record. Gene Ontology annotation, cellular component: cytoplasm; actin cytoskeleton. Gene Ontology annotation, molecular function: actin filament binding; phosphatidylinositol-4,5-bisphosphate binding. The transcript is spliced from 23 exons.
ACCCCUGCCCAAGGGGUGGAGAUGCUGGUGUCUGGGUAGUCAUGGAUUUCUGUUGGACAUUUGAAUGUGAUAAACAUCACUGGGGAAAUACUACAUGUGGAAUGUGCACGUUUCCAGGGGCAAGCGUUGUCAGUGAAGAGCUGCACAGCCUCACACCAGCUCCUUGGGUCUCUGAAGAGCAGGGGCCAAUGAGAGCAGGACAGCCAAGAUCUCAAGAGCUGUGGACCUUGACUCCAAGGGAGCUAGAUAACCACUCUGCCCAGGGUUAGGACCAGACAGAAGCAAUCUGGCCCACCAUCCUCCCCCAAGGAUUCCAAGUUCAGCCUGAGGAAACCACAGCCCCCACCCCGCCCCCUCAGAGCCACAGGCAUUGUGGUACCUAAACCCACAGCCCUCGUGUACGCUGGCUGAGACGCUCUGGUGACCAGGUGAAGCACGGCAAAGGACCAGGAAGAGAAAAAGGAUACCCAAGACAGUUUCUCUCACUGGGACAUCGAGGAAACACGACCCUCAACCCAGCCCCUCUAUGCAGGAAGGUACCUCAGGAGGAGGAAGUUCACACCCCGGGGAGACAAGGGGCAGCAGAGCCAGAGGAGGCUCUAGUCACGGGCCGACGGACCUUCAGGGUGUCAGGCAGUGGGAGCCAGCAGUGAAUAAGAAGAGAAGCCCCUGGCCCCGGAAUCCUGUGCUCUAGAUGGACACCAGGAGGGGCCUCCCUGACAUUGAGAGUGACAGGGACCUCCACAUAUGGAUCAUUGAGAACCUGCAGAUGGUGCCGGUCCCCGAGCCGGCUUAUGGGAACUUCUUCGAGAAGCACUGCUAUGUCGUUCUGCACGUCCCCCAGAGCCUGAAGGCCACACCGGGCGUGCCCAAAGACCUGCACUACUGGGUCGGCAAGCUGGCGGCAGCGGGGGCGCAGGGCGCGCCGGGCUCCUUCCUGCAGCACCUGAAGGAGGCGCUGGGCGGCGCCACCGUGCAGCACCGCGAGGUGCAAGGCCACGAGUCCGCCUGUUUUCGAAGCUACUUCCGCUCGGGAAUCAUCUACAGGAAGGGAGGCCUGGCCUCUGCCCUCAAGCAUGUGGAGACCAACGUGUACAACAUCCAGCGACUGCUGCGCAUCCGAGGGGGGAAGCACGUGUCGGCCACCGAGGUGGAGCUCUCCUGGCACAGCUUCAACAACAGUGAUGUCUUCCUGCUGGACCUGGGGAGGAUGAUGAUCCAGUGGAAUGGGCCCAAGGCCAGCGCGGCCAGGAAGGCGCGGGGCCUGUUCCUGACCCACAGCCUCCGGGACAGGGAGCGUGGUGGUCGUGCACAGGUCAGUGUGGUGGAUGAUGAGGCUGAAGCCACUGACCUCAUGGAGAUCAUGGAAGCUGUGCUGGGCCGCAGAGUGGGCAACCUGCACGCCGCCAUGCCCAGCAAGAGGAUGAGUCAGCUGCAGAAGGCCAAUGUCCACCUCUACCAAGUCUGCCAGAAGAGCAAGGAUCUGGUGGUCCAAGAGUUGUCGACCUGCCCAUUGACCCAAGACCUACUUCAGGAGGAGAACUGCUACAUCCUGGAUCAGGGUGGCUUCAAGAUCUACGUGUGGCAGGGACGCCGGGCCAGCCUCCAGGAGAGAGGGGCUGCCUUCAGGAGGGCUCUGAACUUCAUCCAGGCCAAAGGCUACCCGAGCUACACCAGCGUGGAGGUGAUGGACGACGGCGCCGAGUCGGCCGGGUUCAAGCAGCUCUUCCGAUCGUGGUCUGGGCAGCAGCGCGAGAACAAGAACCUUAGUGGGAUGGGUAAACUGCUUCAGGUGAAGCUAGACGUGGGCAAGCUGCACAGCCAGCCUGAGCUAGCCGCCCAGCUCAGGAUGGUGGACGACGCUUCUGGGAGCGUGCAGAUAUGGUGCAUCCAGGAUUCACGCAGGCAGCCUGUGGACCCCAAGCGUCACGGACAGUUGUGCGCUGACAGGUGCUACCUUGUCCUGUACACCUACCGGAGGAUGGGCCUCGUCCAGCAUGUCCUGUACCUGUGGCAGGGCCUCCAGGCCACGGCACAUGAGAUCAGCGCCCUGAGGGGCAACGCCGAGGAGCUGGACCUGUGGUACCGUGGAGCCCUGGUGCAGGAGCACGUGACCAUGGGCAGCGAGCCCCCCCACUUCCUUGCCAUCUUCCAGGGCCAGCUCGUGAUCUUCCAGGGGCAGCCCAGGCACAGCAGGAAGGGGCAGCCGGCACCCGCCGUGAGGCUCUUCCACAUCCACGGCACCGACAGGUACAACACCCGGACCGUGGAGGUGCCAGCCUGCGCCUCAGCCCUCAACUCCAGCGACGUCUUCCUGCUGGUGACAGCCAACCUCUGCUACCUCUGGUUUGGAAAGGGCUGCAGCGGUGACCAGCGUGAGAUGGCGCGGACGGUGGUCACCAUCAUCUCCAGGGAGGAUAUGGAGAUAGUGCUGGAGGGUCAGGAGCCUCCCAACUUCUGGGAGGCUUUGGGGGGCCGGGCGCCCUACCCCAGCAACAAGAGGCCCCCCGAGGAUGUGUGCGACUUUCAGCCACGACUGUUUGAGUGCUCCUGCCAGGCGGGCCCCCUGGUCCUCACAGAAGUAGUGUUCUUCAGCCAAGAGGACCUGGACAAGUAUGACGUCAUGCUGCUGGACGCCUGGCAGGAGAUCUUCCUGUGGUUGGGGGCAGCUGCCAGCGAGUGGAAGCAGGAGGCUGUGGCCUGGGGCCAGGAGUACCUGAAGACCCACCCGGCAGGGAGGAGCCUGGCCACACCCAUUGUGCUGGUCAAGCAGGGCCACGAGCCUCCCACCUUCAUUGGAUGGUUCUGCACCUGGGACCCCUACAAAUGGAGUAACACCCAGUCCUACGAGGAGGUGGUGGAGGGUGACCCGGGAGCAGUUUCUACCAUCUCUGAGAUAACAGCCGAGAUCAUCAACUUCCGGCUGUCCAGAUGGCCAGGCAAUGACAGGGCAGGCCCGUUGGCCCUGCGGGCCCUCAAGAGCUCCGAGGACAGCUCAGAGAGUGAGCUGGAGCUGGGCCCCCGCGCAGGCACCAGCAGCCGGAGCACCGUCAGCAGCGCCAGCAGCAGCAGCUACCAGAGCAGCCCCCAAUCCCUGGGCGGUGGGGGCCUGCCCCGGGAACAGCUGAGGCACCAGGCUGCCGAGGACCUGCCGGAGGGCGUGGACCCGGCCCACAAGGAGGCCUAUCUCUCAGACUCUGAUUUCCAAGAUAUCUUUGGGAAGUCCAAGGAGGAGUUCUACAGCAUGGCCAAGUGGAGGCAGCAGCAGGAGAAGAAGCAGCUCGGCUUCUUCUGAACCCAGGCCCUGCCCUGCCAGUGCCACCCAGAUGGCCCAGGCGUGGGCACCCGCCUGCGGGCACCUCCGUACAAAUACCAGAGCCUGAGGAGGCCCUCCUGGCACUCCCUCCUUGGAGACUCCUGGUCCCUAAAAUAAAAGCCAGUGGCUCUGA